AUGGCAGCCAACACCACUCCUAGACAUCCACCGAUCUCAUACCAUGUUUUCAUGAUGCUUCUCACUCUUCUAUUCAUGUUGACGCUUCAAGCAGUCUUAGCCACCACCAAUACCAGCCAAACCUACGAAAAUUACAUCAUCACAUCCUGCAAUUCAACCACAUACCCACAAUUAUGCUACACGUCCCUCUCCCCCUAUGCCUCCAAAAUCAAAGCAAAUCCCAAAAAGCUUUGCAAAACCAGCCUUUCCUUAGGCCUAGAAGCUGCACAGAAUGCAUCCUCCAUAGUAUCGAAGCAACUGAUCAAGCAGAAGGGAUCAUUGACGAAUUCUGAAACUGCAGUUAUUAAGGACUGCAUCGUGAACAUUAAAAACUCCAUUGAUGAGCUCCGAGAAUCCCUAGAUGCCAUGGACAAAUUAAGCGGUUGGGAUAAGGAAUUCCAGAUGUCCAACAUUAAGACUUGGGUGAGUGCGGCCUUAACGGAUGAGAAUACGUGCUUGGAUGGGUUUGAGGAAGGCCAAGAAAUAAGCGAAAAGGUGAAGAACAAGGUCAGAAAACGUAUAUUGGAAGUUGCCAGGCUGACAAGCAAUGCCUUGUAUCUCAUCAACAACCUUAAUUACUAG
This is a messenger RNA of Juglans regia (Persian walnut), 621 nucleotides long. RefSeq names its product pectinesterase inhibitor 4-like. The transcript has a single exon. The coding region runs from base 1 to 621 and encodes 206 amino acids. NCBI's taxonomy places the organism in Eukaryota, Viridiplantae, Streptophyta, Magnoliopsida, Fagales, Juglandaceae. Gene Ontology annotation, molecular function: enzyme inhibitor activity. The record is from RefSeq and is a predicted model, not a curated record. Gene Ontology annotation, biological process: negative regulation of catalytic activity.